Molecule: messenger RNA, 370 nt
Organism: Numida meleagris (helmeted guineafowl)
Lineage: Eukaryota; Metazoa; Chordata; Aves; Galliformes; Numididae
Product: histone H3, embryonic-like
Exons: 1
Cellular component (GO): nucleosome
Molecular function (GO): DNA binding; structural constituent of chromatin; protein heterodimerization activity
Source: RefSeq, a predicted model, not a curated record
GCCUGCGAAGCGCGGGCUUUUCGAAUGGCCGCCUCGGCCAAUGACAGACCGCCUCCCGCGGACGUCCAAUCGGCAGCGAGCGUGCGGCUAUAAAUACCGCUGCCGCGCAACGCUUGCUGCUGCAUCUUUGCUGCGGGCAAGGGAGCGUUUUGUCGAGUGCUGUGCGAUGGCGCGCACGAAGCAGACGGCGCGUAAGUCGACGGGCGGGAAGGCGCCCCGCAAGCAGCUGGCCACCAAGGCGGCCCGCAAGAGCGCGCCGGCCACGGGCGGCGUCAAGAAGCCGCACCGCUACCGGCCCGGCACGGUGGCGCUGCGCGAGAUCCGCCGCUACCAGAAGUCCACGGAGCUGCUGAUCCGCAAGCUGCCCUUC